AUGUCAGAUGAACACAAGCUAUAUAUCAAGAAAAUAAACAGUAAAAUUUCCAAAUUAUCCAAAAAGGAUCUAUUAUUAAAAGAUAUUUAUCCAAAAAUUUCAAUAGAUGAACUUAACGCUUUAAUAGCAAAAGAAAAAGGAGAAUUCUACAAUAUCAUUCUCAAGAAGAUGGAUGACGAAGAGAUAUCUAUACAUGUGCCUCAUCAUUGCACUGUCAAUUCCUUAAAAAAUCUUAUUAAAAAACGUAUUAAUAGAAAAUUAAUGGUGGAUAGUAAUAGACAAAAUAUUUGUUGGAAAUAUAUUUGGAAAACUUAUUGGUUAUAUUAUAAAGGACAAAAAUUAAGUGAUGAAAAGAAUGAAAUUGAGGUAUACGGUAUACAUGAAAAUAGCAAAAUAACUUUUAUCAAAAGACUACGUAAAAAAUGA
Gordionus sp. m RMFG-2023 is the source of this 426-nucleotide messenger RNA. Its product is annotated as U11/U12 small nuclear ribonucleoprotein 25 kDa protein-like. The record is from RefSeq and is a predicted model, not a curated record. Gene Ontology annotation, molecular function: protein binding. Gene Ontology annotation, cellular component: U12-type spliceosomal complex. The coding region runs from base 1 to 426 and encodes 141 amino acids. Gene Ontology annotation, biological process: mRNA splicing, via spliceosome. The transcript has a single exon. NCBI's taxonomy places the organism in Eukaryota, Metazoa, Nematomorpha, Gordioida, Chordodea, Parachordodidae.